AGGGAAACGAGAAAAGCGAGUAGAGCUCGUCUUUAGUGUCGGUAGGAACCCCAAAAAGACAAGAUGCCGAAGUCGUAUCGUAACAGUAACUCGAACUUCCGUAAGCCGAAGCGUCCCUUCGAGAAGGAACGCCUCGAGUCGGAGAUGAAGAUCGUCGGUCAGUACGGUCUCAAGAACAAGCGUGAGGUAGAAUCCUACAGCUCUCUUCUAGCAUUAUUGUAGACGUCUUACCAUAUAAUUUUAGGCGACUGGUAGAAAAAUUCAAGGGCGCCGGUUCGUAGUGCAGUCAGCAGAUUUACCUUUGGAAACUGAAUUUGGAUCCGUCUGUCAAAGUUGCUACUUCUAAAGUUCCCUAUCGUUUCUGCAUCCUUGCUCGAUCUCAAAAUACUGUCGUACUCUAAAAUUUCAAUGCCCAGAAUUUCCUAAUCCGAACUGUAACUUCCCUCGACAGGUGUGGCGUGUCCAGUACACUUUGACGAAGAUCCGUGCUGCUGCUCGUCAGCUUUUGACUCUUGAGGAGAAGGAUGAGCGCCGAAUCUUCGAAGGUGAGGCUUUGUUGCGCCGCAUGAUCCGUUUGGGUCUCUUGAACGAAUCCGAGAAGAAGUUGGAUUACGUUUUGGGUUUGACCCUGGCCAAGUUCAUGGAGCGCCGCCUCCAGACUAAGGUCUUCAAGCUCCAGAUCGCCCGUUCCAUGCACCACGCCCGUGUCCUGAUCCGUCAGCGCCACAUCCGUGUUGGAAAGCAAAUCUGCAACGUUCCCGGCUUCAUGGUCCGAUUGGACUCCGAGAAGCACAUCGACUUCGCCAUGACCUCUCCCUUCGGCCAGGGACGACCGGGACGCGUCAAGCGCGCCAACGCCGCCAAGGGAGGAAAGGGCGGUGACGAGGACGAGGACUAAGAAGAACGCACACAUCGACUUCAAGCAUCUGCUUCUUUGAGGACCGAGAGCUGUUGGAGAAGACAACAUCUUACUUAGUACCAAACUUCGAGUGUGGCUGUGUUUUUAGAAAAGACGACUGCGAGUUCUCUUCUCCUGGGCGAGUACCACGAUGGGGCAGUUUCGAUCGUUCUAGGAUCAUUCGCAGAGGAGGUCACCGCGGUACACGGUCGAGUGGAGAAUUCAUGGAGGUAUUACUACGUCACUUAGAGUGUAUUCUUACGUCACUCAGAGUCUGGACCAUUACUACAGCAACUUUGUUCCGUGAUAAGCAAAAGUUCCAUGCUUAGUUGAAAUGAACAGGAAUCAGUGUGAAAAGCCCAUGUUGCGUGGACCGAUUCUCUUUGCAACUCCAAGGUAUUCAUUUCAUUUCUAAAACUCCUCAGGUCGAUGCGCUUCGGAAGCUAAGGAGAAGCCCGAUGUUCUAAAUGCUUGCAGAAUGUGCUGAUGGCUUUUCAGUUUUGAGGGUUUUAGACGACUUUCGGAAUGUGUAUCGAUGUCUUUGUUUGGGAGAUGAAAGCACGACACAACAAAGAAGAACGACGACAUAGCGUUUCUGGGACCGCGCGGCUUUCCGAGGAAGCCAG
Amoebophrya sp. A25 is the source of this 1524-nucleotide messenger RNA. The record is from the annotation of a GenBank genome assembly. NCBI's taxonomy places the organism in Eukaryota, Dinophyceae, Syndiniales, Amoebophryaceae.